Molecule: messenger RNA, 1034 nt
Organism: Medioppia subpectinata
Lineage: Eukaryota; Metazoa; Arthropoda; Arachnida; Sarcoptiformes; Oppiidae
Source: the annotation of a GenBank genome assembly
AUGUCAAACAAUUUGUCCGAUGAUUAUCGGGUGCUAUCCAUCCAAAGCCAUGUCGUGUACGGAUAUGUGGGAAAUAAAAGCGUUGUCUUCCCCUUACAAGUAUUGGGUUUUGAUGUGGACGCUAUAAAUUCAGUGCAAUUCUCGACUCAUGUCGGUUAUAAGCAUUGGUCGGGACAGGUGUUGGACUCAAACGACUUGAAUGUUUUAUUUGAUAAUUUGGUCAAAAAUGAUUUACACAAACGAUAUACACAUAUAAUGACCGGUUAUGUGGGAAACGAGUCCUUUUUGGAGUCCAUCUCUCAAGUGAUCAAAACAAUUAAAGACGAAAAUCCCGGCGCUCUCUAUCAUUGUGAUCCAGUAAUGGGUGAUAACGGAAAACUGUAUGUGCCGAAAGAAUUGGUUCCCGUGUAUCGCAACCAAAUUAUACCGAUUGCAGACGUGAUUACUCCCAAUCAGUUUGAGUUAGAACUAUUGACUGACAUUAAAAUAAACUCAGAAUCGGAUGCCAUUAAAGCGUUGGAAGCGCUCCACGAGAUCGGUAUUGAGACCGUUGUUAUAACGAGCAGUAAUUUAGCCGAUAGUGACUCCCAUUUGGUCACAUAUGCCAGCAGUCGAGCCAAUGGUAGGACUCAACGAAUCAAACUAUUAGUUCCCAAAUUGAAGGCCAUAUUCACGGGAUCGGGAGAUCUGUUUGCGGCACUAUUUAUGGCGUGGUUUACAAAGACUAACAAAGACUUAAAGACUACUUGCGAGAGGACUUUAUCCACUUUAUGGUCAGUUCUGAACCGAACCUACAAUUAUGCGAUACAACAGACGGGAGGCGUAGAAAGUUAUAGCAAUAUUGAAUUGAGACUCAUUCAAAGUCGGGCUGAUCUCGAAAACCCAAACAUUACAAUCAAAGCCAUUGAUUUGAAGUAAUAACUGGAAAACACUGUGGUUUUAGUAACUUCUUCUUUAUUUCCAUUUUUAUGAUCUUUUUCUAGAAAUGAAAUUUUGUAUUUAUAUGAACCUAAAGUGCAGCGAAUAUAGCCUUA